CAUCGGUGCAUCUAAUGACGUAUCUUAACAAAUAAGAGGCAAAAAAAUAAAUACAAAUUAAGGUAAUAAUAAUGGGACGUUAACAAAAUUAGAACUUUUGUUACGCGUCCUUGGGUAGCACGUGUCAAGAGAUGAUAGGAAGACUGAAGGGGUAGAGGUAGAGGACGUAUCGAGCAUUCUCGACUUCAUUCUUCUCGUCUCCUCUCUCUCUCUCUCUUUCUUCAAUCUCGACGGGGAAUUCAGUCUCGCAAUCUCGCAAGAAAAAAUCGACACCGAGCUCUCGUUAAAUCGCCAUCCUAUCCGCCGAAUCUAAUCUACCGCUGUGGGAUAAUCGAAAUCUGUGACGAUUCUCAACGUCUCCCACUUCUCUCUCACAUCGAAACCUUCUCCUCCGAAACCAGUCGUUAUGGAUUCAAGGAAUCCAUUGAAUCCAUAUGGUCAGUCCCCUAGUUUAGUCGGCCUCCUUAACAGUCAGAACUAUCCUUAUGAAAGUUACCAAGCGGGUGUCCACUUUGGAGAAUCACAACAGUCAUCAGAGAUCCCUCCUUUUAGUUCACAAGAAACCGAGACACCAGUGGGCUCUAAUAAGGAGAGAAAGAAGUGGACACCAGCUGAUGACGAGGUUAUAAUCAGCGCUUGGAUAAACACGUCUAAGGACCCGGUUGUAGGAAAUUCACAGAAGCUAGGGACUUUCUGGUCCCGAGUUGGUGAAUAUUAUGCUGCAUCUCCACAUGCAGUACAGAGUGGUGACCCAAGAGAGCAUCUCAAUAUAAAGCAGAGGUGGCACAAGAUUAACGAUUUCACUAACAAGUUCUGUGCUGCAUAUGCAGCAGCAGAGAGACAGAUCACCUCUGGUCAAAGUGAGAACGAUGUUCUCAAGGUCGCGCACGACAUCUACUUCGCUGAUCACAAGAAGAAAUUUACUCUAGAGCAUGUGUGGUGUCUUCUGAGGUUUGAACAAAAGUGGCUAAGCCUCAACACUCCUAAACCGAGUGGUGCUUCUAAACGAAAAGGUUGUGAGACUCCUUGUCAGAGUACAAACACGACUGCUGCUGAUGAUGAUGUCCGGCCUGAAGGUAUAAAGGCGGCUAAGGCUAAAAGGAACACGGGUAAAGGAAAGUCAGUGGCUGAGUAUGCAACAAUUAUGGAUAUGAAGAGGGAAGAUUGGGAGAUGAAGAAGGAUGAUUUGGAUAGGAAGGAGAGACUAUCAAAGCUCGCUAUUCUAGACACUCUCUUAGCCAAAACAGAACCACUGAAUGUGGCUGAAGAAGUUGUCAAGAAUAAGCUACUAAACCUGUUGUUCUGAGAAAUAGUUCUUCGCUUGUUUUUAAAAAUGCUUGGUGUUUGCUUUUCUGCUUUUUUUUUUUUAAUAUAUGUCUCUGUUUUAUUAAUGUAUGUGUUGAAGAUCAAUGUAUGUCUGUUUGUUCUCUGGUUGCAAUCUUGGUAUAAAUGCUUUGUGUUUGUUCCCUGGUUUGUAUUUCUAUUCUCAUCGUUCAUUCACCUUGGCCAUCUAAUUGUU
Molecule: messenger RNA, 1519 nt
Organism: Brassica napus (rape)
Lineage: Eukaryota; Viridiplantae; Streptophyta; Magnoliopsida; Brassicales; Brassicaceae
Product: glutathione S-transferase T3-like
Exons: 3
Coding region: 407-1306 (299 amino acids)
Source: RefSeq, a predicted model, not a curated record